AUGGAGACUGAUAACUCUGCUGUUCCAGAAAAUGGGCUGGCUCGCUUCGCGUGUGAUUACUGCAGGCAGAAGAAGUUCAGAUGCUCCAAGGAGUUACCAAAAUGCAGCGCCUGCAAGCCAUGGUCAAGCAGCUGCAACUACUCACGGGAUAAACCUGCAGGUUCACAGAGCCAUGUGCUUCUUGAGCCGAAACCCCCAACUGGCGCACAAGCGGUGACCUCAGCGACUGACAUUGAAAGUCGACUGCAAAAUAUCGAGCACAUCGUUGAGAGACUGACACAGUCUGUGGACCAAAUUGUAGCAGCCGUAGUACCAAAGAAGUUGGCGAGAAAUCCUUCCGUCUCCUUUCCCAAUGUCACUUCGGGCUCUGCGGGACCUUCAAACACGAUAACCGCUGAACAUAAAGACCCAGCCCCAAACCUAUUCAUCAGACCAGCUCACGCAUUCUCUUUCCUGAAAGAGACAAAGGCCCAAAUAGAUGCUAUCAAGAAGGCAUCGACACGGCUUGCUCACCAGACCGCGUAUUCGGAGCUGCAGUAUUUGUCAAGCUCACUGACCACUGCAACUGUCGGCUCUGAAGCCACCAAAGGUGCCAAAACAUUCUACGUGCCUUCAAAGGCAGCUGGAUACCAGCUCAUGGGCCGCUUUUUAGAACACUCACCACAGGGCGAACCUUUCUUUCGAUCUCCUCCUGACGACUUGUUACAACAGGUCAUCUUCGAUCCCGGAAAUGUGAAGCAAAAGGCUUGGGUUGUGUACGUGAACUACAUGAUGCUCGCCUUAGUCUCCGCUCGCGAGAAGGAGGAAAGCUCUGAAGCGAAGCAUUUCAGACGGAAUAUGCAACUGGCGCUCAACGACAGUACCAUCUUCCUCGAACCAAAUGAGGUCAAUCUCCAGACUUUAGCACUGUUGGCUAUGCACGGUGAAGACUAUGCAUCCCCCAACUUAUCCUGGAUGCUUGUUGGACAUGCCUGCCGCCAGGCCGAAGCUAUAGGGCUACACCAACCGAACCAUUCAGACUAUGAAUCACAGCAAAGAAGCCUCUGCAUGUUUUGGCUUCUUUUUGUGGUGGACAAGUCAUGUUCUCUGGCUUUCGGUCGCUCUUCGUUUCUUCCCGUGGGCCUAUAUCGUGAUGUCCCGUUGCCUGAUUUCAACUACAUGCUCAAAUUUCAGCCACAUAAUGAACCAGACUUCCGGAACUCGAGAAAUCCUUCCCAAGUAUCAACAUUUGGAGCUCAUUAUCUUACCCAGGGGAUGAAGCUGGCUAGGCUCAUGGGAGACGUGCUGACGCUCUUAAUCCCUGGCCAACCAUACGUCCGAAGAGAAGAGGUCAGAGUGCAGCUAGAAACAUGGCACAAAGAGACUAAUCAGGUCCUCUACGAGACUUUGGAUAAAGAGAGGUCUUCGACUGCCGAAGCACAUCUGCGAGAGAUGUCACUUGGCAUAACCAGUAUGAAGUUCCAGUAUUUACACAUAGUAAUUGUUCUUCAUAAAGGUGAUCCGGCUUGUGCAAAAAUUCUACUGGAAUCUGCACGAGAAGCUCUUUCCCUCUUGCCGCACAUGGUGUCAAACUGGUCUUCCAUAUACAACGGUGUCGUAUGGCAUUUACUUUACUAUCCUUUCAUACCUUUUUUUGUUGUAUUCGAACACAUCGUCCACGAUAAAACAUCCAACGCAUCUUCAAAAACAAACAACGACAUCAGUCUAUUGUCCACAACCGUGUCUUAUUUUUCAAGUAUGCGAGCUCAACUUCGUCUCUUAGCGCCUGUCUGUGCACGACUGGAGCAUGUUGCCUCUAUAUUCCUACAGCUUGCGCAAGCUCACGCCAACGAACGGAGAUUGCCACACAGUGGGGAGCCAAAAGUCAACUCAGUAUUUCCGUCAAGCGCGCCGCCUCUGUCUACCCAGUUUUUAGGGCAUGGUGAUAAUGAAAGAAUCGCAUCUGUCUUUCAGACUGUGAAUGAAGACGAGGGUAUCAUAGCGGAUCUGGAUAUCAGUACCCUGCUGGAUUGGCUGCCCGCUGAUACCGCUGCUUCAUGGCCUGUUGAAUUUACUGCAACAUCGCAGCAAAGCAGAGCUGGGACUGCCUUCAACAGUUCUUUGAUAACCGAAGAGCAGACCGAAAGGGCCUCACGUGGUCGUAAACGCACGUUCGAUGCCACCUUUGACUGGUUCUCUUGGGAUACGUACUACACAGAUUCUGGCUCUAGAAGGGCUUUCUCUUGA
Molecule: messenger RNA, 2226 nt
Organism: Colletotrichum truncatum
Lineage: Eukaryota; Fungi; Ascomycota; Sordariomycetes; Glomerellales; Glomerellaceae
Product: fungal specific transcription factor domain-containing protein
Biological process (GO): regulation of DNA-templated transcription; DNA-templated transcription
Molecular function (GO): DNA-binding transcription factor activity, RNA polymerase II-specific; zinc ion binding; DNA binding
Source: RefSeq, a predicted model, not a curated record